AUGGCAGCCAAGAAACGCCAGUUGGAGGACACCGCGUCUGUCCCCAAGGCCAAAAAGACCAAGGUCGCGUCGGAGGGCAAGAAAGAGAAGAAAAAGGCAAAGCCAGAGCACAUCCCUCAACCAACUGCCCAUAUAACUCCCGAAGAAACAGACUUCCCUCGUGGAGGUGGGACCAGCUUUACCCCGCUAGAAGUCAAGACUAUUCGUGCAGAGGCAGUCAAGGAGGCGAACGAUGAACUGUUCAAAGUGCGUGACGUUUUCACUGCGUUGACGAAAAUCCAGAAGCAGCGACGGAAAUCAGACGUGAAGGGUAAGGGAAAGGCUGUUGAUAGUAAUGGAAAGAGCGACGUUCUGAGGAUCGAGCACUUGAACUACAAGCGCGUUUCCGUAGGCAUGAAACUUCUCGCUCAAAUCAUUUCCACACAUCCUCUCGGUCUCAUAGUCUCCCUUCCUAAUCAACUUGUUGGUCACGUACCAAUAACCCAGGUAUCUUCGGAACUCACACAACUGCUCGAGACCAUGGAUAUGGACGAUGUCGAGGACUCCGAGUCCGAAGAUGAGGAGGGCAAGCCAUCUAAAGUGCCUGAUUUAUUCGAAAUAUUUCAACCGGAACAGUACGUACGUUGUAUUGUUACGGCAGUGCAUGCUGCGGGAUCUACGGAAGGUGUGUCUGGUAUCGGAAGGGGAAGGGAUGAGGUUGAAAAGGCGAGUCGGAGGGUAGAGCUGAGCCUUCUCCCGGAACAAGUAAACGAGGGUGUGGCGAAGGCAGAUAUAAAGCAAGGCUUCACCAUGUCGGCGGCUGUCAAAAGCAUCGAGGACCAUGGAUAUAUCCUCAACCUUGGAAUUCCCGACGUAUCAGGAUUCUUGUCCUUCAAGGACGCUCAAAAAGUCUUCAACGACUCCUCAAAAUUACACAUCGGCCGAAUACUCGACGUGUCCAUUUCGAAAUUAUCAAGUAACGGUCGUACGUGCAAUGUAUCAAUAGCUCCUACUACUCUGCGUUCAGCUUCUAUCAGUGAAGUCACGACCGUUACCUCGGUACUCCCCGGCGAGCUUGUUCAAUGCCUCAUCACGUCUAUGACUUCCUUAGGCCUUGUCGUUCAAGUCCUAGGCUUCUUUGACGGUACUCUAGACGAAUAUCAUCUUCCUCUUGGUGAUCCGGAUGAAAUCUUCAAGAUGGGACAGAAAGUAAAAGCUCGAGUGCUGUACGAGGUUCCAGGGAAAUCACCUCCGCGCUUUGCUUUAUCGUUAGCUGAGCACGUCGUGAAACUUGAAACGAAGGGAGCAAAUUCUGGGACUAAGUUACAGGACGUCUAUCCUAUAGGAACAGUCCUUGAUACUGUUCAGGUGGUGAAAGUAGAGACAGAACGCGGGCUAGUGGUUUCAGUGCAGCCAAACAUCCGUGGAUUUGUUCAUAUAUCUCAUGUGUCGGAUGACCACGUUCCCUCGCUUUCUGCUUCUUCGGGUGCGUGGAAACUGGGUAGCAAUAAUCGCGCGCGAGUUACUGGAUAUUUUCCUAUGGAUGGUCUCCUUCAGCUCUCGAUGCGCUCCUCGGUUCUUGAACAGAAAUUCCUCCAGGUCGCGGAUGUUCAAGUUGGGGAACUCAUCAAGGGCACGAUCAAGAAGUUGACAGGCUCUGCAUUAUUUGUCUCAAUGUCGGGUAUCGUCGACGGCGUCGUCUUUCCCAAUCAUUAUGCAGACAUCAUUCUCAAGCACCCACAGAAGAGGUUCAAAUCUGGCGCAACUUUGAAAUGCCGAGUUCUCACUGUCGACCCGGAGCGAAGACGUGUUACUAUGACGGCCAAGAAGACGCUAGUCGAGUCUGAGCUGCCAAUCAUCACGAAGUUCGAAGAGGCGAAGGUUGGGCUUAUCACUUAUGCUGUCAUCUUCAGGGUGGCCGAACGACGACUGCAAAUCGAGUUCUUCAACAACAUCAAGGGGUCUGUCCCAGCGAAGGAAGCAAGCGAGGAAUCAGUAGGCUCUCUAUCGGACGCUUUCACCGUUGGGAAACCCGUGAAGGUUCGUAUCAUCUUCAUUGAUCCUGAGAGCCACAACAUUGUCGCCAGCAUUCGACAAGCAGCUUCAAAUUACGAGCCAGUCGUCGCCGAUAUCAGUGGGGUUGAAAUUGGCGACACCGUCGAAGGAGACAUCACUGAGAUCCACAAGGACAACGCGGUCCUCACGCUCAAGUCGACACAAAUCCGGGCCUUGCUCUCUCUAAAGAAUCUAGCCAAUCUGCGCAGCUUGCCAGUCGCACAGCUACGAGGCUCGCUUCAGGUCGGUGAAAAGCUGGAAGGACUAGUCGUCGUAUCUCGGAAUACCGAGAAGGGCAUAGUCAUUGUCGCCAACAAACCAAAAAUGAAACCAGCCUUGGAUAAUAAGCAACUUUUGGCCAUCGACUCUGUACAAGUUGGGCAGGUUGUCGGCGGUCGUGUCCUUCGGCACCACCGCAAGGGGACUCUCAUCAAACUUUCCUCUCAAAUCACAGGAACCCUUCAUCCCACCGAUGCGUCUGAUGAUUACGAGACCGGCUCUGUGUUCCCUGGUGUCGACUCGAUUAUCAAAGCUGCGGUACUGGCUGUUGACAAGGAGAAGAAGCACCUGACGUUGUCGACUCGUCUGUCGAAGCUAGAGCCCACCUCGCCAACCCAGAUUGUGGAUCGGGAGAUCUCUGGCUUGGCGGAUCUGAAGACAGGAGAAAGCGUCCGUGGAUUCAUCAAGGGCGUGGCCGAGCACGGGUUGUUCGUCACCCUCAGUCGAGAUGUGGAUGCUCGUGUGCAGAUCAGGGAGCUGUUUGAUGAGUACGUGAAGGACUGGAAGAGCAGCUUCAAAGUAGAUCAGCUUGUGAAGGGGCGCAUUCUGAGCGUCAAUCUGGAGAAAAAACAAGUCGAGAUGUCCUUUCGUUCCGGCGACCUUUCGCGAUCAUCGAAAUCCUCGUUGAACAUCUCCGACCUCCAGGAGGGCGAAAAAGUCGAAGGGCGCGUCAAGAAGAUUGAGGACUACGGACUGUUUAUUGAGAUCAACGGGUCAAAGUUGACCGGGUUAUGUCACAAGUCUGAGCUAUCCGACAACAAAGAGGCAAACGUCGCAUUGGCUCUUCGGAGCUUCCGCGAAGGCGAUACCGUCAAGGCCAUCGUACGCUCCAUCGACUCGGAGAAGAAGCGCAUAUCUCUUGGCCUGAAGCCUUCAUAUUUCUCCGAAGAAGAUUUUGAAGAUAAGGAGGACGAGUCGGGCAAUGAGGAAGAUGUACCUGAGGCAUUUGGCGUCAUCGAUGAGGACGCUGAGAUGUCUGAUGCCGGAGGCGACGAGGAGGGCGACGCUGAUGUGCUUUCCGAGAGUGACGAGCCCUCCGGUGAUGAGGAAGCAAUGGCUGUAGACAUCGAUCUCAACUCUGUGGCUCUCAAUAAGCCUUCGACUAGCUCGACGCCUAGCGUUCCUGCACCUUCCCUUCAACUGCAGGGAGGAUUUCAAUGGUCCGGCGGCGACGUUCAAGACGAGGACGAGUCUGCUUCGUCAGAGGAAAGCGAAGACGAGGACCAGUCUGGCAAGAAGAAGAAGAAGAAGCGCAAGGAGAUUGAACUGGACCUCACGGCCGACAUGCACACCAAGACGCCCGAGUCCAAUACCGACUUUGAACGUCUCCUGCUCGGGUCCCCGAACUCCUCGUACCUUUGGAUUCAGUACAUGUCCUUCCAGCUCCAGCUCUCUGAGAUCGACAAGGCGCGCGAGGUCGCCAAGCGCGCGCUCCAGACGAUCAGCUUCCGCGAAGAGAAGGAGAAGCUGAACGUGUGGAUGGCGCUACUCAACUUGGAGAACGUCUACGGCACGGACGAGUCGCUCGAGGCCGCCUUCAAGGACGCGGCGCGGCACAACGACUCGAAGACGGUGCACCUCCGCUUUGCAUCCAUCCUCGAACAGUCCGAGAAAUUCGAGAAAGCAGAGGAACAGCACAAGCGGACGUGCAAAAAGUUCGGCCAAAGCUCAAAGGUGUGGACGCUGUGCGGCGAGUACUACCUCAGGCGCGGCGAGCCAGAAGAGGCGCGGAAGCUCCUUCCCCGCAGCCUGCAGAGCCUAGAGAAGCGAAAGCACCUCAAGACCAUCUCCAAGUUCGCGCAGCUGGAGUACAAGCUCGGCGACCCCGAGCGCGGCAAGACGAUCUUCGAGGGCAUCGUCGACUCGCAUCCGAAGCGAUGGGAUCUCUGGGGCGUCUACAUGGACAUGGAGGCGUCGCAAAAGGAGAUCCAGAGCCUGAGGAACCUCUUCGAUCGCGUCCUCGCGCAGAAGAUGACGAGUCACAAAGCCAAAUCGUUCUUCAAAAAGUGGCUCGAGCUCGAGCGCCGACUCGGAGACGAAGAGGGCGCCGCGGUCGUGAAGCAAAAGGCGAUCGAGUGGACGCAGCGGGCGAGCCACCCGGCGGCCGAGGGCGAGAGCUAG
Messenger RNA from Heterobasidion irregulare TC 32-1, 4434 nucleotides. RefSeq lists its product as uncharacterized. Gene Ontology annotation, molecular function: protein binding; RNA binding. The record is from RefSeq and is a predicted model, not a curated record. Gene Ontology annotation, biological process: rRNA processing. Lineage: Eukaryota; Fungi; Basidiomycota; Agaricomycetes; Russulales; Bondarzewiaceae. The transcript has 15 exons. The coding region runs from base 1 to 4434 and encodes 1477 amino acids. Gene Ontology annotation, cellular component: nucleolus; small-subunit processome.